AUGAACAAGCGUAUGGAAAAGGAAUUCGCUGAUAUCAGCAACAACCCUCCUAAAGGUGUUUCUAUUAAGAAAGGUAACGACCAAACUAAGUGGGAAAUCACCAUUGCUGGCCCUGAAGGUAGCGUUUAUCAUGGUCACAACUUCAAGGUUAUCUGCUCCUUCCCUGAUAACUAUCCUUUCAAAAUGCCUGACUUUGCUUUCGAAACUAUGAUCUGGCACCCUAACGUAACCGACAAGGGUGAAGUUUGCAAGGAAAUGCUUGGUGAAAAGGAAUGGGUUCCCACAAAGUAAGUUAAAACUGUUAUUGAAAUUAUUGCCUCUAUGUUAGCUGAACCUAAUGUUGAUUCUGCUAUCAACAACGAAGCUGCUAAGCAAUAUAAAUCUGAUCCAAAGGAAUUUGAAAAAAAAGCUAAGGAAUUUAUCAAUCAAUAUUGUAAAAAGUGA
This is a messenger RNA of Tetrahymena thermophila SB210, 444 nucleotides long. RefSeq names its product ubiquitin-conjugating enzyme E2. NCBI's taxonomy places the organism in Eukaryota, Ciliophora, Oligohymenophorea, Hymenostomatida, Tetrahymenidae. The transcript has a single exon. The record is from RefSeq and is a predicted model, not a curated record.